Messenger RNA from Adineta ricciae, 2625 nucleotides. NCBI's taxonomy places the organism in Eukaryota, Metazoa, Rotifera, Eurotatoria, Adinetida, Adinetidae. The record is from the annotation of a GenBank genome assembly.
AUGCCUUUACGUCUUCGACACAUACUCGAUCGAUUGCCAUUGCCAUCUCUUCGUUAUUAUACGUUGAUUAGUACGUCUUUAUUUUUUGGUAAUAUAUUCUAUUAUCACCAUUUAAUACAAACGAAUGAUAUCAAUUCAACAAAUGAAACUCUUGUCAAUGGCACAAAGUUUUUCUCCGAUGCAAAGCCAUUCUCCUUGGUAUACAUGCAAACGUUAUUUUCGAUUAUUUUAUCUCAAUCCUUAUCCUUAUUGAUUCUUGUCAAUGCGAUCUACUGUACAAUUGGCUUGUUUGGCAAGUACUUACAAGAACUCAUCUUUGGUGAAUUACGUUUAGUCGAAUUGCAACGGAGCAAAGAGAAACUUUGGAAUUAUGCAUUUUAUAAAUUUUGUUUUCUUUUCGGCGUACUUGGUUUAGAGAAUUUGAACGAACUCGCACUUUGGAUUUCGUGGUUUUCAAUCAUAGCAUUUGCAAUUUCGUUCUGUCAACUAUCGAAAGAUCGCUUUGAACUAAUGUCAGUUUCUGUCUCCAUUCGUCGUCGGCUACUCCUGAAAAUCCUUGCUUUACUUAUUUGUUUACUUGUUUUAUCUGGCAUUUUAGUCGCUAUUUGUUUUCUUGUUGGCUUGAAAUAUGGCGGUCUCUCCGUAUUUUUCUUCAUGUUGGCAGAAGCAACUUUAUUAACGCUCGACAUAUGCUAUCUUUUGUUUAAAUAUACAUUUCAAUAUUAUAUCUACGAACAACAAAAACAAAAUCCACUAACCACAUCGAAUGAGUACCGGUCUUAUGUGAUUUAUUAUAUCGAAUUUGUGUACCAUAUCGUGACAUUAUUGAUUGAUAUAAUGCAUCAUUUGCAAAUGUUGUUUUAUCACCAGACAUUCAUGUCAAUGACGUCAUUAAUAUUUUUCAUGCAAUUGAAGCCAUUAUUUAAUGAAUUAACGCAACGUUUAAAACGACACAAAUCAUACCGAAUUGCCAUGAUACGAAUGGAGAAAAAGUAUCCACUUUUAACUAAGUAUGAUUUGGAACAGAAGUAUCUCAAACAAAAUUAUGUAUCAAGUCUGGACGAAGUGUGCUCGAUUUGUUGGGAGAAAUUUGAAAAGGCAAGAUGCUUGCCAUGCGGUCAUCUAUUUCAUCAGAAUUGCCUUCGAAGUUGGCUCGAACAAGAUACCACAUGCCCAAUAUGUCGCGUUUCCCUCCAGGAAGAAACCAGUCAACAGACGCCUACACCAUCCGCACCAAUCAUUUCGCCGGCGCCUAAUUUUCUUCUUUGGCCAUCAUUGACGCUUGCUCGUUUCGCUCGAAAUGUUCACGGUAUGAAUGAUACAACAGGUCAACGUCCACCACGGAAUCAUCUAUUUCGCUUUGAUGGAAGCCGUUAUUCAUCUUGGUUACCUAGUUUUUCAAUCGAAAUCAAUCACAAUUUUCCUUUUCGUCUUGGACGUGCUCGUCUUACCGGUGUACAAUUAACCAGCAUGGCUCAAAGUGUUCAACAGGUUUUUCCUCAAAUUCCAUAUGAAAUCAUUCUGGCUGAUUUGCAACGUACGCAAUCUGUCGAUGUAACUAUUGAAAAUAUCAUUGAUCAUCGUAUUCGCAUUGAGCCGCAACAUGCUGCACAUCAACAGGAGUCGUCGACAUCGGAAGAAUCGUCCUACACAUCAUCGGAAGCUUCAUCAUCCGAAGUCGGCGAACCGAUUGAUUCGGAUCUGUUAUCUGAUGCACCUCGGAUACUCCAAACCGAUGAUUUGCUCGAUACUGGUCAUAAUGAUAAUUUUGCAUGGCCAUUGGAUCCACGGCUUCCGCUAGCAACCCGAAAACAACAACUGAUCGCACACAUGCGACGACAAUUCCUUGACCAAUUCAUCAUGCGACGAGGUGUUGGUAUUGGAGGUAUUAAUCAACAAAUUCUCGAAAAGGCAAAAUUUAGCGAAAAAGGUUCCGAACUUGCACGUGACCAUCUCGACAAGCUUGCAAAACAAUUCGAAACAUUUCGCGAUAAUUUGGAAAAAUUUGCUGAAAAACACAAGAAUGAAAUCAAGAAAGAUCUCGCUUUUCGACGACAGUUUCAAGAAAUGUGUGCAACAGUCGGUGUUGAUCCGCUUGCAUCAAGCAAAGGAUUCUGGUCCCAAGUACUCGGAGUUGGUGACUUUUACUACGAAUUGUCUGUACAGAUAGUUGAAGUUUGCGUGGCUACAAGUGAACAGAACGGCGGAUUGAUAUCGCUCGAUGAACUAUUGUUGCGCGUCAGGAAAGCACGUGGUAAAUCGAAAUCGGCUCAAGAUGUCUCUACAGAUGAUAUUCUGCGCGCAAUUAAAAAAUUACAAGCACUCGGUGAUGGAUUUGCCGUGAUUCAGCCGGCCAAUGGGCAAGGACGCAUUUUAAUACAGUGCAUACCAGGAGAAUUAAGUAUGGAUCAUACGACAAUCUUGAAUUCCCUUCAGACACGUUCGAGUUUUACUGCCGAACAGUUACGUGAUCAAUUUCAAUGGUCAAAUGAUCGCAUUCAAACGGCGAUUAAUUUUAUGAUCAAAGAAGGUCUUAUUUGGGUGGACAACAAUGGUCGAUGUUCGGAAUAUUAUUUUCCCGGUUUAUUUACUGCACAGCGUGUAACUUCGGGAGAAAAUGUUUAG